Molecule: messenger RNA, 12088 nt
Organism: Coregonus sp. 'balchen'
Lineage: Eukaryota; Metazoa; Chordata; Actinopteri; Salmoniformes; Salmonidae
Source: the annotation of a GenBank genome assembly
AUUUUUAUUAACCCUGUAGGCUAAUAAAAUUCCAGCUAUGGCUGUUCCAUGCGGGCGCACGCUACGCUUGUGGCCAGUCGCACUGUGCCCGCAGGUGGAGUCGCUUCUUGGUGCGCACAGAUUAACCGCCCACUGUCCUUGCCGAGGAUAAAAACGAGACGAGAUUCAUUUUUAUCAUCAAACUGCCGAACCCUGCUUUUUUAACGUUUAUAGAGAUGACUAGCUCCAACGAAUCCGCUGUGGACAUUGCGCACGUCUACAGGGGGACGUUUGUGCACUCCACCGAUCACACAGCCGUGGAAAUUCUGGAGGAUAGGCUUCUGGGAGUGGACAUGGAGGGGAAGGUCUGUCAGAAUUAAAUAAAAUAAAAAUAGAAUUAAACUGUGAAAGUCUAUUUUAAUAUCUAUGAACAGCAUACAUUAUGUUAAUUCAUUUAGAAAUUAGCCAGAAUUUGAUUUAGCAUUUUUGUAUGGAUACCAUUGGCCCAUACAAAUAACAUUUUCUUCAAAAGAAGAUAAACCUGUUUCCAAAAUCCGUUAUAAUUGUGCAGCGUGUAACUCUGGUAAAACUACACAUGAGCAGUAGAUAUAUAGGCUACAAAGGACCUGUGACAGCUGUCACGAAAGUUGUGAAAUGUGGUCUGGACUUUGUAAUAAUAGUAGUUUCAUGGAAAUCGUUUUCUUGCGAUUAUUUUGCUUUCUCAUGCAUGUGAUGUUUUUAUUACAUGGAUUUUAUUACAAAGGUUUCCCAAACUGACUCAUAUGCCCCCCAGAUCCUAAUUAUGAGUUUAGGUGGUGUACUCUAUUGGGGAAUUGGAUGCAUGUUGUUUGUAUAGUAUAUAUACAGUGCAUUCGGAAAGUAUUCAGACCCCUUCACUUUUUCCACAUUUUGUAACGUUACAGCCUUAUUCUAAAAUUGAUUAAAUAGCAUUUUUUUCUUCUGAUAAAUCUAUACACAAUACCCCAUAAUGACAAAACAGGUUUUUAGACAUUUUUGCAAAUGUAUAAAAAAAAAAAAAAAAACGGAAAUAUCUCAUAUACAUAAGUAUUCAGACCCUUUACUCAGUACUUUGUUGAUACACCUUUAGCAGCAACUACAGCCUCAAGUCUUCUUGGGUAUGACACUACAAGCUUGGCACACCUGUAUUUGGGGAGUUUCUCCCAUUCUUCUUUGCAGAUCCUCUCAAGCUUUGUCAGGUUGGAUGGGGAGCGUCGCUGCACAGCUAUUUUCAUCUCUCUUCAGAGAUGUUCGAUCGGGUUCAAGUCUGGGCUCUGUCUGGGCCACUCAAGGACAUUCAGAGUCCUGUUGGAAAGUGAACCUUCUGAGGUGCUGAGCGCUCUGGAGCAGGUUUUCAUCAAGGAUUUCUCUGUACUCUCGCUGUACUUUGCUCCGUUCAUCUUUCCCUCGAUCUCAACUAGACUCCCAGUCCCUACCACUGAAAAACAUCCCACAGCAUGAUGCUGCCACCACCAUGCUUUACCGUAGGGAUGGUGCCAUGUUUCCUCCAGACGCGACGUUUGGCAAUCAGGCCAAAGAGUUCAAUCUUGGUUUCAUCAGACCAGAGAAUCUUGUUUCUCAUGGUCUGAGAGUCCUUUAGGUGCCUUUUGGCAAACUCCAAGCGGGCUGUCAUGUGCCUUUUACUGAGGAGUGGCUUCCAUCUGACCACUCUACCAUAAAGGCCUGAUUGGUGGAGUGCUGCAGAGAUGGUUGUCCUCUGGAAGGUUCUCCCAUCUCCACAGAAGAACUCUGGAGAUCUGUCAGUGACCAUCAGGUUCUUGGUCACCUCCCUGACCAAGGCCCUUCUCUCCCAAUUGCUCAGUUUGUCCGGGCUGCCAGCUCUAGGAAGAGUCUUGGUGGUUCCAAACUUCUUCCAUUUAAGAAUGAUGGAGGCCACUGUGGUCUUGGGGACCAUCAAUGCUGCAGACAUUUUUCGGUACCCUUCCCCAGAUCUUUGUCUCGACACAAUCCUGUCUCGGAGCUCUACGGACAAUUCCUUUGGUUUUUGCUCUGUUUUUGCUCUGACCUGCACUGUCAACUGUGGGACCCUAUAUAGACAGGUGUGUGCCUUUCCAAAUCAUGUCCAAUCAAUUUAAUUUACCACAGGUGGACUCCAAUCAAGUUGUAGAAAUAUCUCAAGGAUGAUCAAUGGAAACAGGAUGCACCUGAGCUCAAUUUCGGGUCUCAUGCAAAGGGUCUGAAUACUUAUCUAAAUAAGGUAUUUCAGUUUUUAUUUAAUACAUUUGCAAAAAUGUGUUUAGAUUGAUGAGGAAAUAUUUUCAUUUAAUCCAUUUUAGAAUAAGGCUGUAACGUAACAAAAUGUGGAAAAGGUCAAGGGGUCUGAAUACUUUCCGAAUGCACUGUAUGUUGAGGGUAUAUGUAAUCCGGCUAUGCCUUAAUGUGUUACAAUAGAUCACUUCAUGUAUGGAUCAAUUAUAUUUAAAUGAAUGAACACCUUGUUGAGUCAGGCUCUGAUUGUCUCUCUCAGGCUCUGAUUGUCUUUGGUUGGUUCUCAUGUUGACAGAUUGCCUUCAUUGGGAGUGGGCAGGAAGUCGACAGUCUUUCACAGAAGUGGAGGUUUGAGGCCUUGGCUGUUACACAGCUUGGACAGCAGUGAGUAAAGAGUCCAUCCUAUGAGAGUAACACUGAUUCCAAAUGUAACUCCUACUUCACUUCAUCUGUUUCUGACUGAACACAACCUAGUUAUUAUCCUAAAGUCCAUUUGGUUGUCAUCGUUGUCUGUAGUGAGUUCUUCAUGCCAGGGAUGGUGGACACCCACAUCCACGCGUCUCAGUACAGCUAUGCAGGCACAGCCCUGGACCUGCCCCUGCUACAGUGGCUCAACACGUACACCUUCCCAGUGGAGGCCCGCUACAAAGACAUGGGGUUCGCCCGCAACGUCUACACCCAUGUCGUGGUGAGCGUUCUGGGCCAAACUAACACACCUCAGCCUAUAUAAGUCAUCAGGGUCGUGUUCAUUAGGCACCAAAUGUUAGAAAACGGACUGAAACAGACCUGGAUUUAGCAUAGAGGAUUAUAGACCAUUCGUAUCCUUAUUUCCUAUUUUAAAUGUAUGUUAUACUUUUGAAGCCUUGUGUUGCAGGGGUUAAUAUUGCAGUGAUAAUGGACACUCAGGAGCAGAAACUUUGGAUGCCGUCUUUGCUCCUGUGUGUCUAUUUUCCCGUGUUUUUCGGAAUUCACUGCUGUGCAGGGAUAGGAAUGCCAAUGUUGGGCCAAAGGAGGGCCAAUAACAAGCUGCUAUGGCCUUUUAUUAAAGGUUAAAGAGAGUUUACAUUUGUGAAGCUUUAGCUUAUUUUAAACAACCUGCAGUGAAGCAAAAAAUAUAAAAAAGUUAACUAUUUAGGUUGCUUCCUUGGCUACAUAAGGAAAGCUCACAGAGUGAGACAGUAGCAUAGAAAUUCUGAUGAAAUCUGGAUACAAUGUAACACAUAGCAGGCUAGGGCAGGUGAUAUUGCAGUGAGAGAGUGGUGUGUAUGAACAGGCCCUAUUUGGCCUGAAUACUAAAACAAUCUCUGUCUAUUUCAGAAAAGAACCCUGAGAAAUGGUACCACUACGGCAUGUUACUUUGCCACAAUACAUACCGAUGCUGCUCUCCUGCUGGGCCAAAUCGCAAGUGAGAAAACAGACACAUAAACACACAAAUGUGCAGACACACACUCUACUGCUCACUUGCACAAUGGCUGAACAUUGAACAUAGCCCAGAUGUUUGUGCGGGAUAAUCAGAGUGGUUGUACUUUGACCUGUUCCCAGUGGUCUUCUCACCUGUGGAUAACUCGUGUUUAUUACAUAAGUCUAUAACUUUAUGACAAAGGCAGAGAGAGGAAGGGAAGAACAAGGCAUGCUAUAUGAUAAAAGAGCACAGGAUGUUAUCUGACUGGCUCUAAACAUUAACCUCAGUCACAUAAUGUACAACUGUACCUGGAAUACACACACACAUGCCUCCACUGGUAAGUUGUUAUGCAACAAUGUGUCAAUCACAGUCUCUUUUUUAAAAAAGGGGAUUGGAACUCCACUCCUCUUUCAAAUGUGUUAUGUAUUUAUUUAGACAGGAAAGUAGGGAGACAGACAGCAGGGGAUAGACAGUAUUAAAGGUGGCGGUGUGGGGAUUCUAACCUCGCCGCGGGGUGGUACAAUACAAGUGGUCCGGAGGCUGCUGUGUUGACCGCUAGGCCAGCCUCUCUAUGUAGUUAGGUUAUGUUGACAAUGUUUCAUUUCUUAUGUCACAGUGCGAGCCGUCAUUUGGGGGAGUCUAGUGUGUGAAAGUUUUGUUAACGCUCAGUGCUGCCCCAUCUCAUUGAAUAACUCAAAUCUGUGUGUGAUUUAAAAAAGUUAUCGGUUGAAGGAUAUGCAUAUGGUGUAUUAGAAGCAAUUAUUUGUACCAUGAUUGUCUUCGAAUUUGUAUUUUAUUUACAUGAAGAUUGACCAUGAAGAUGGCCAUUUUCCCAUUCACAAUGCCUGCGGUACCGCAGUCAGCCUUGAACUUCUGUGGCUUCAAUGAGAGGGGUCUGUCGUUCUGUUCCAAACCCUCUUAAACAUUGUGUGUUUGCACUAGAGCUUUUUUUUGCAUUGGAUUCCUCCAUUUCUUCUGCAUCUGCUGAUGCCGACCAUUAGCCUGUGCAAUUGAUGGGGGCUGAUCUAGAGCGGUGUUUGUGAGACCAGGGCAGAUCCCCAAAACUGUUCUUAUCACAAAAACGUCAUUAAAGUCCAAGAAGUUUGAGCUACAAACUAUUAUGACUCCACUAUGAAAAGCUGAGACUGUUUUGCUCUAUGACACUCACGCCGCACAAGAGUCGCUAGAAGGUAAGGGUUCUUCUACAUAGAUCAUACACAAUUAUUGCUAGAAGGUAAGGGUUCUUCUACAUAGAUCAUACACAAUUAUUGCUAGAAGGUAAGGGUUCUUCUACAUAGAUCAUACACAAUUAUUGCUAGAAGGUAAGGGUUCUUCUACAUAGAUCAUACACAAUUAUUGCAUUGUGAUCGUCCCUGAUGUUUUCCUGAGCUUUGCUAUAUCUCUCAGGUGCAUUUCAGAAUUAUCUUGUGAAUAUUAAAGUUUAUUUCACCAAGUUCAAUUUCUGCCCAGGACUUAGUGUCCAUAAUAUUGUAACAAGAUCACAUAGUUACUGUCACAAACUCCAAACUCCACACAGUUGUCACUGACUAGUUGGAUAAUAAUUUACCACCAAGGAAACCAUUUAUGCAAUACAUUUUUUAAAGAGGUUUUUGCUUGGCAUACCUUUUUUUAUUGACAUUUGUCAAUAAAACUCAUGAAUGUAACUGUUUUGUGUUCUACUUGUAGCCCUGGUUGUACUGACAAUAAAAUGAUAAAACAAUUCAAUGUGAGGCUAAAUAAGGGUAGGGCAAGCAGGUAAACUAAAGUAUUGAAUUUCAGGUUUCAGAUUCAGGGAUUGGCUGGGCAUUAAAAUAUGAAUUUGCUGCGUUCCAUCAUUAUAAUGAAAAUUAUUUUUACGAACACCAGCUCAGAACAAGACAUGAACAUAGGGUUUUGUAUGUAGAGGAGUGAGUGGAAUUUGUCACUUUCUCAUCUACUUACUGUAUGCAUGGAAUGUUUGUCCUUUGGUGGUUGCAUUACUCCUCCUAAACAGUCCAGAGUUUGUAGUUUGGGAGGACACCAGAAUUGUUUCACCACAACCGAUAGCACCCGCCUUUUGGUUUAUGAGAUUACUGUUAGCUUUAGUUUAUUAUUUCGUUUAUUCCAGGAUGCUGACGUUGGCUAAUGAGUAACAUCACAAAUGUCACUUCUGGCUCCAGUCUGAUACAGUUUGACAGAGUGCUACUCUAAUCACACCAAAUGCAGCUCCCCUGAUGGGUGAUUUGACCAGUUUGGUGACCUUUGCAAUUGCUUCUUGUCAUUGCAGACGAUUUUGGACAGCGUGCCCUUGUGGGCAAGGUGUGUAUGGACACAAACAACUUUGUCCCACAUUACAAAGAGACGGCAGAAGAGUCCCAAGACGAAACCAAUAGGUAGGUAAUAGAUAGGAGAGGGGGCAAGCCUGUAUACAUAAUAGAGUUAAAUGAUUAGAACAGGAGCUUUGCACAGGAGGGGUUUAUGGGCUCUCACAAUGGCUUUUUGACUCUUUUAUGACUCAAGACCGUAAGGUGACAUGGAAAAUAAUGUCCUCGGAGGAGGAUAGAAGAUAAACUAUUCUAUUUUAUUCUAUUAUAUGUAUAAGCAGGUGGUGGAAGCCUAAAUCAUGUGCACUUCUCUUGAGAGCUCGAAGACAUUUAUGCAUAAAAAAAUGACCAAAUGAGCAAGAACAAUGACUAAGAAAAGCAUCAUAUUGAGCUUGUGCAGCAAGAACCAAUGGGUACAGACAAAUUUAAUUCUAGACUUUACAUGAGUUUAUGGGACCCUCUAGCACAGGGAUUCACAAACUUUUUUGGCCCACCCCAUUUUGAUAUCUGGACCCCAACCAUGUGAAAAAAAUUAUGUAAUUUACAGCCAAUGUUUCUUUCUUUAUUUGGGGCUAUGGCAGUCAAUUGAAAAACAUUCUAACAGUAUUUCUGAUUGUCUUCUCAACUCACCAUCACAUGCUUUUAAUGUGGGGCUAUGACAGUCAAUUGCAAAUUAGUCUUGACAGAAUGUAUCUUAUCUCACCACCACUAAUGAGAGGGGUGUGCUUGAUGCAUGUCGCGUCAGAGCUUCUCAAAGUCAGGGGGCGUGGUCGACAGUGCGCACCUCAUCUCUGCUGUCACAUAAUAAUAAUAUGCCAUUUAGCAGACGCUUUUAUCCAAAGCGACUUACAGUCAUGUGUACAUACAUUUUUACGUAUGGAUGGUCCCGGGGAUCGAACCCACUACCAUGGCGUUACAAACGCCAUGCUCUACCAAUUGAGCUACAGAGGACCACAUCCAACCUGGAUCGAUAUUUGGUUUUAAUGCAGGCGAGAGCACUGAAUCCAGGUUCACACAGACAUGAGCUGGCGAAGGGUACCAUGAGUGUUAUGGUUCUUUCAAUACUGGGAACUCGGAAAAAUACUAGGUCAGUAAGUCGGAGCUCUAGAAAUAGACCAGAGUUCCCGAGUUGGAAUUCCGAGUUGGGAGACCGUUCAAAACGAUUUUUCACAGUUGUAUAUAGUUUUUUUUCAGAGUUCCCAGUUGUCUUGAAUGCACUGAAGUCGGAAGUCGUAGAUUUCCGAGUUCCCAGUUGUUAUGAAUGCGGCAUUAAUGCUCAGAGGGACAAGUCAGGAACCAAAACUCCUCCGUAGUGACCCGUGAAUGCAUUCGGUCACAUUCAUCUGUUUUUCGUCAAUAUAGCCACACUGAACAUCCCUGGUGCCGUUUCAUGCUUGGGAAUCAUGAGACAGAAAAAUAUGUCCUCGUGAAUAGCAUCCCCCAACAUGUAUAGCGAACAAAAGUUAAUGCAUGUGCAUCUCGGCCCUCACAGGUAACGUCCAUUUGGAGAGCGUAAAUUGGGGCGUUUUUGACUCGUUUAGUCAGUUUCCUCUUGAUUGCUAGCAAUAGCGUAAAUUAUUUGUUUAACAGUUUUAUCUGACAAGGGUAUUGAUGUGAGUUUCUGUGUCUCUGCCUCCCCACUCAUUGUUUUCACCAUAUCAAUUGCGGCCGGUAAUAUCAAAGUAUCUGCAAUAGUGUGUGGUUUCAUAGCAUAGCGGGCCUAGCCAUUCACCAUGGGAAUGAUUUCAAAUGCAACAGUCAAGUGCAGCCUUUUCCCAUGAUCUAAGGGCGUUCUCAGAUUUAAUUGUAUCAUUUAGAUUAGAAUAAUUUUCAUUUAGAUUUUUAAGGUUAACCACAUUACAAUGAUUUUGAGAUACAAAGAUGAUAUAAUAUAUAUUUUUCUAUAUAUAUUUUUUUCUUCUCAGGAUUUUGUAAAUUCACCCGCGACCCCAUUCUCAUAUCAGUUUCGACCCCUAGUUUGGGAACUGCUACUCUAACCUCACAAUAUAUCUCACAACAUUUGUCAUAUUUAAAAUAAAAUAAAGAUGUUGGAGAAUAAAAAAAUCUCUCCCGUCUUUCCAAGUAUUGCCCUCAGAAAACAAAAUUAAGCAAAUUCAUCCUCAGCUAAUCUGAAAGGAGAAAUUAGUGAUGAAAUCAUUGGCUCUGAGCCAGUUGCUGCAGUCUGAAAAACAGGAUUCAGACGUUCCUUACACACACAUAUUGCUCAACACACGUCUAGGGGUGUAUUAAUUAGGAACCAAACAGAGGCGAUUGGAAGGAGAGGGACCUACCUGAAAUUCGUUUUCAAUGUGAAACGUUUUUCGUUUAGAGUAAACAGUUUCUGUUGCAAAACAUUUUGAUAUGGUGUGCAACUAAAGAAUACACCUCAGCAGUCUCAACUCCUGAGUCAAUAGUUUUUUUUGGUUGGUUGUGUCUGGUAAUACAGCAUUCUUCUUUUGAAGAAAGAAAAAAAAGUGUUGUUGAUUAUUGUUUUGUGUUGCUCUAGGUUCAUUGGUGAGCUCUUGAAGAAUAAGGUAAGACUCCUUAGCCCCAAUAGCACAGGCUGUUUCUAAGUAUAAUAUAAUCUAAGGGAACAUGUACAAGUCAGUGGCAAUGUAGGGAUUGUAUCCCUCCCCAAAUAAUAAUAUCACAGACACAUUUGUGAUCAGAAUCUGUGAAAGGAGCUUUUUAGGGUUUUGCUCACUGGGUGUCUUUCUGUCUUGUUUGGGGCAGUACCCCCUUGUAAGGCCGGUGGUAACCCCGCGCUUCGCCCCAUCCUGCUCCUCCGCCUUGCUGGGUCACCUGGGAGAGAUCGCCCAGAACAACAACCUGCACAUCCAGGUGAGCCUUGUCAGCCUGUCGCCACAGUAACCAAGUCAAGAGGAUCCCAUGGGAGUGUUGCUUUGAGGAUAAUUUAUUUAUCUGUAUUUAUCUCCCUUCCAUUCUCUCCCUCUCACUAUCUCUCUCUUGCAUUCAUACAAAUUGAUAAUCACCUGAAGAUUCAAACAAUUAAUUGAUCGUCUCUGUGAUCCCCAGAGUCACAUCAGUGAGACGAAGGAGGAGGUGAAGCUGGUGAAGGAGCUGUUCCCAGACUACGACUCCUACACAGACGUCUACCACAAACACAACCUUCUCACUGACAAGGUUAGCCCAACACAAACACACACACACACACACACACACUACAAUGACAUUCUAUGGAUAAUGAAGAUCAUAAUAUUGCUGAUUAUAAUGAUAGUGGUGGUAAUAGUUGUAAGGAUCAUGAUGAUGAUAUUGGUGAUGAUGAUUAUAAUGAUAGCGGUGGUAAUGGUAGUAAUUAUACUGAUGUUGUUGAUGAUGAUGGUGGUGUGAUGGUUCACAGACGGUGAUGGCUCACGGUUGUCACCUAACCGAUGAAGAGCUGAAGCUGUUCAGAGAGAAAGGGGCGUCCGUCGCUCACUGUCCCAAUUCCAACAUCUCGUAAGUGUUUCUCAUUACCCUACAGUUCACGUUCCCUGACUACCCCUGUGUCUACCCAAGGGUCAUUGAUGGAAGAUGUGAAAUGAAAGACCAAAGAAUCAGGAUUUAAAAAUAAGUCAUGAUUCUUAUUUUUAUAUCAUACCCUAUCCAGUUAAGAACACAGCAGUGAUACUAGAUAUCAUAUCAGCACUGAAGAUAGAACCCACCCAUAUUCUCUCAUCUCCCUCUCAUUUCUCUCUCUCCAGGUUGUGCAGUGGUAUGCUAGAUGCCCGCAGGGUUCUGAACCACAAAGUAAAGCUGGGGCUGGGCACAGGUGAGUCCAUGACAACACACUACAAAGCAGAUCAUCUUCCUUUUACCUGAGAGCACAAUGUUCUGUAUUGUUUUUAGCCUAUGUCUAAUGUAAUAUCCCUGAAUGUCCAUAUUUUUAAUUUGUAACUAAAUCAAGGCAAUCGUGAUUGAGUUAUAUAAUAAUCUAUAUAUUUUUAUAAAAUGAAAUUAUAGUCUAAUAAAGUUAUUUGAAAUGGCACAGAUAAUAUUUUUUUCUAACAAUUAUUAUUUUACAUUCAUUAUGAUUUUGGAUGAUCCUAAUAGGUUGUUUUUUCAUUGAGGGCGGCAGUAGGGAACCUAGAACCUAGACGAAAGUUGCCGCUGUCUGGUAUCAAACUGGCUUGACACUGUAACAACAUGAGAUAAGCUGAUCUGCUGGUUUAUUUUAGCACAAAGGUGCAUGUUAUCUCCCGUUAGUAUAGUUUUUAGAAAACCAGCGCUUAUUUGUUGCAAUUGGCUCUGUGUUUAACGCAUUAAUACAUUUAUCUGUGUAUGCACUUGUGCGUGUGUCUGUCUGUGUUUCCGGCCUUGUAGAUGUGGCAGGAGGCUACUCUCCCUCUAUGCUGGAUGCUGUGCGGAGAACGUUGGACACCUCUAAAGCCUUGACCAUCCAGGACCCCCAGUACCAAACGCUCACCUUCGAGGAGGUCUUCAGACUGGCCACACUGGGAGGAAGCCAAGGUGGGAGACCUGGCCGGGGGGGGGGGGGGGGGGGUUAGAGUCAUCAUCACCACUAUUAAAUCAAUACAUCAAUCAGUAUGAAUGAUUUGAUACAUGAUGAUUUAUGAAUUGAUACAGAUGCAUGCGCUCAAAAGUUAAUUUUCAAAAUGCCUGUGCUGCAGCAUCGAUACAUUGCUCAUAGGACAAACUCUCUCAUAGAGUGAUGCCAAGCGAACAAGUUUAAUUUGCAAUCACCUAAACUGCAAUGAAAUAUAUUCCACUGACGGUACAGGUAUAGCUACUUUGCAGCACAUGUUUUUGACCUGCACUACAGUCAAAAACCUUUUAAUGAACCCAACAGUACAUCGAUGUAUUUGUUUAUUGAUGCCUUGAUUGAUGAAUAAUUUAUUGAUAUUCUGAGAUCUGGAUUGAUUGUUUGGUUUGUAGCCCUGUCCCUGGAUGCGCAUACAGGAAACUUUAAGGUGGGGAAAGACUUUGAUGCUCUGCGGGUAAACACGGCCAUAGAAGGAGGACCCAUUGACCUCAUCAACCACGGAGAGGGGCCUAAGGUAGGAACCAAUCUCCCAAUACAUAGAGCAGGGAUCAUCAACUAGAUUCAGCUGCUGCCAAUUCUUUCUUGAGCAGAUGGUCAGGGGGUCGGAACAUAAUUACAAAUAAUUUGUAGAUAGCAAAUUGAUCGCAAGAAGCCCAAACAGAUAAAAUAUUUGACUAAAACAUAAUAAUUUCAAACAUUGCUUUCAUUUGUAUAUGAUCACAUACCUGUAUAUCUCUCUAUUAUGCGUGGGAAUACAUUGAAACAGAUUUCCAAAAUUAAAAUAACUUUGAGCUGAUUUGUCGGUGUUUUUACCCCCCCGAAAAGAAUGCUCAGAAAACUUGUGGGCCAAAUCAAAUGGGGAACCAUGACUACGUUGGCCUCCAAUGGUGUUGAAAUAUCACUGCUGUUACCUGUUGAGUCAUUCUGUCUAAACCAAAUCAUGAGGCUCACCACUCCAAGUCUAUGUCCAGUCUUGAUUUAUCAACUAUGUGACGUGAAUCAGACUUGAAACCAAAUUAUAGGAAUCUAGUCCACAACUCAGGAUGUGACUGAAUCACUCCCAUGACAUGACAUUAAUCUUGGCUCCAUUUGAUUUCAGGUGCUCCUGGAGAAGUUCUUGAAUUUGGGUAAGUGUUUCGUUUCUGUUUCUGUCUCUCUCACACAAUAUGUUAAAUGUAUUCAGUCUUGGCUGGGGCCUUUACAUGCCAUGAAAGUAUUGUGGCGAAUUCAAGGAUAGCCACGGUCCUUGCAGCUGUCAGCCAAGAGGUCCGAAAUUCUUGAUGAGGUCACUAGGUGUUGUAAAAUCGCUAAAGUAUGUUCAGGUUAUUUUUUCCUUCUUUGUUCCCCCUUUCCCUUCCUCCUUCAGGGGAUGAUCGGAACAUUGCGGAGGUGUACGUGGCAGGGAAGAGAGUGGUCCCAUUCGUAGAGAGACCAUAGAGUUGGGAUUGGUUGCUGGCUUGUUGUCAUCUUGUUACCAUCUGUCUGAACCCUCUACCAGUCUACUUGACUGCUGUUGUAACAGGACAGGAGGCGAUGAGGAAAAUGUAUUCAACAAGAAGAAUUAUUACUGUAUAUAGAGUAUGUGUGUUCAAUCAUCCCAAAGUCGAUCCUAGGGACCCCAAGGGGUGAACGUUUUGGUUUUUGCUCUAACAC